Frankliniella occidentalis (western flower thrips) is the source of this 642-nucleotide messenger RNA. RefSeq lists its product as uncharacterized. Gene Ontology annotation, cellular component: ribonucleoprotein complex. The record is from RefSeq and is a predicted model, not a curated record. NCBI's taxonomy places the organism in Eukaryota, Metazoa, Arthropoda, Insecta, Thysanoptera, Thripidae. The transcript has a single exon. Bases 1 to 642 code for a protein of 213 amino acids. Gene Ontology annotation, biological process: retrotransposition. Gene Ontology annotation, molecular function: single-stranded RNA binding.
AUGUCAACAUCAACGAGAGCAGACAACAAAACUGUCGGAGAAAUGAGCAAAAAGGACUUGCUUUCUUUAAUCAAUCAAGCACUGCAGCCUGUUACGAAAACCCUUGGAAAUCUGAAAACGGAAGUGGAGGGGCUGAGAAAGGAAUUGAAGGAGAAAGAUGCACAAAUUCAAGUACUGAGUGACAAGCUAGAUGAGAGAGAACAAUAUAGCAGAAGGAAUAACCUUCGCAUCUUUGGUGUCAAGGAGGAAGAAGGGGAAAAGACUGACGAAUUAGUCAAACAAGUCGGCGCGCAGCUUGGCUUGAAUAUAUCGCAGUUUCAAAUAGACCGUUCUCAUCGAGUCGGCAGGCGUGGAACUGGGGACAAACCUCGCCCCAUUCUAGUAAAGUUCUAUGGUUAUGGCCCCCGCCAUGAGAUGUUUACUUCAAAGAAAAAACUGAAAGGCACCAAAUUGACAAUCCGCGAAGAUCUAACCUCUCAACGACUAGAUGUGUUAAAUAAAGCCAUAGAAGCCUAUACUUUCAGAAAGGUUUGGACUCAUGAUGGAACUAUCUUGAUCAAUGCUGGUGAUGCACGGCCUAGCCGUGUAAAAUAUACUGCUGACCUAGAAGAUAUCAUCAAACGGUUCCCACCUGGAAAUUAG